This is a messenger RNA of Ilyonectria robusta, 459 nucleotides long. RefSeq lists its product as uncharacterized. NCBI's taxonomy places the organism in Eukaryota, Fungi, Ascomycota, Sordariomycetes, Hypocreales, Nectriaceae. The transcript has a single exon. The coding region runs from base 1 to 459 and encodes 152 amino acids. The record is from RefSeq and is a predicted model, not a curated record.
AUGGACAAAUACACGUCAAAUACCAAGCCGAAGUCAGCUAAGAGUAAGGAGCUGCCAAAGGGUCAACCUAAGACUUCUCCCCUGACUGCCAACUUGACAGAAGACUCAAGCACGUUUCCAUCGAUGAGAAACGCAUCAAACCUUGUCGAGGCAAACCCAGACACCUGGUCCACGGUCCAGUCCCCGAUGAUGGCCCGGUUCCUAUCCGACCGGGAGGCGCCGUUCACCGGCCUCACAAGAACCGCACCUUGGGAGCAUCAGUUCGAGCUUCCAGCUGGAAGUAGAACCAUGACUGUGCAAGCCACGCAAGGCUCAGCAAGCGAGGCGGAUCACGCCAACUAUGAAGACUACACGAACAGAGAGACGGACAAGAAGGAGAAGAAAGGGAAACCGAGCAAGGUUGACAAGGUGGACAAGGUGGACAAGAAGCUUAGAAAGAUGUACGCGAUCAGAGCCUGA